Molecule: messenger RNA, 1131 nt
Organism: Anthonomus grandis grandis
Lineage: Eukaryota; Metazoa; Arthropoda; Insecta; Coleoptera; Curculionidae
Exons: 6
Coding region: 1-729 (242 amino acids)
Biological process (GO): detection of chemical stimulus involved in sensory perception of smell; sensory perception of smell
Cellular component (GO): plasma membrane
Molecular function (GO): odorant binding; olfactory receptor activity
Source: RefSeq, a predicted model, not a curated record
AUGAAUUUUUCAGGUUUUAGUAACAAAUUUUGUGUUUCAGCUCGGUGCAAAGAAAUUAACGAAAGACUUGGGAUUCACGAGGUUUGUGGUAUGGUAGCGCCAUUUUGGUGGCCUAUUUCCUUAAAUUAUGCAAAAAUUAAAAUUCUAGGAAUAUACAUUGUUCCAUCAGGAUGCUUGUUAACAUCAAUAUGGGAAUGUGCUGAACUUAUAGUUUCAAAAAUAAAACAUUUGAAACAACUUUUUCAAGAGGUUUUUGAAAUUGACGAUCCAGUUUUAAGAAGAGAACUUUUAAGAAAUUGUAUUCAAUAUCACCAAGAAAUUAUCAGGAUGACAUAUGAAUGGAACAAAGCAACCAAAAAAUCUCUUGCUCAAUAUUCUUGGCUCAGUCCAGUUGUUAUUUGUUUCAUUACUUCACAAAUGUUAAAGACGUAUUCAAUAGGAGCUUUCGUACAUUUGAUGGGUUUUGGUGUCACGGUUUUCUUUCUUUGUCAUGCUGGCCAAGAGAUAGAAGAUCAGUGUUAUAACAUACAAGAUGCUUUAGCGGAUUCCAGGUGGUACAAAUCUGAUAAAAAAUUACUUAAGACUGUCCAAAUAAUAAUAAUGCGUUGUCAAAAACGCAUCUUUUUGGAAUGUAAUUUUCCUGGCGGAGCUUAUAAUUAUAAUUUAAUGAUUAUCAUUUAUAAGACAGCUUAUUCGUACGUAACCGUUAUAACCAAUACAGGAGCCUAAUUUUUAUGUAAAGUUACAAUUAGUAAUGUUAACGAACAGAAUCUAAGAAGCACUUAAAAUUAGCCACAUUAGCAACACUAUUUUCGAAGUGGAGAAUUACGCAUAUAUUUGAACACAGCUUUUUUUAAGCAUUGCAUUAAUUGAGAAAGGGGUUUACUGAAUUUCCAGUAUGUUCUUAAAUCUGACACUAAUUUUAAAUUACUAGGAAGAUCCAACGUAAAAAUGUAUGAAAAUUACAAACACAGCUAAAACAACAAAGAACUGUCGAGAAAGUGAUGCUUUAAGAAAUACGAGUAAAUCUGUAAACUAGGAGUAUUAACCCGUAAAUUAUUAAGCUUAUAAAUAAUUUAAAACAAUGAACUGUCUUUUUUUAAAGUUUAACAAUAUUAUCUUACUUUAUAG